UUCACAAGGUCCCGAUCACUUCUUCUUUGUUCUUUUUAUGUUGACAUCUCUUAUCCGAUCACUGUCUGUUUUGGUUUAUUUCGAUUCGAUUGCUUGUUUUUCAGUUUUAGGGAUUUUGUAGUUUUGAAAGUCAUAUAUAUUAGCAAGGGAUAAUAUGGAUGGUGACAAUAAUAAUCAUGGAGCUCCUCAUCGUGUUUCUAUAGAACAGAAAAACAAGUGCGUAGAUUUCAUGAGGAAAGCAUAUGCGAUGGUAGAUGAUCCUUCGACGGAUUCGAUAAUCUCGUGGGGAUAUAACGGUGAUAGUUUCAUAGUCUGGCAUCCUCCUGAAUGCUACAGAGACCUUCUUCCUCGUCUCUUGGGUGUCCCAGACUUCUACAAAUUUCGACUAUAUGGGUUUAAAAAGGUAUUCUCGUCGGUACAUUUGGAAUAUGCAAGGGAUGAUUUUGUUAAAGGGCGACCUGAGCUUUUGGAAAAUAUUGGGCAAAGCUUCCUUGAAGAACGUGAGAAGAAGAUGAAGCCACUUAGAGAUGCGAUGAGAAAUUGCAAGAACAUGGAUGAGGAACGUUUAGUCACCAAGGAGUGGUUGGCGACACUGGAAAGGGAGAGAAGGGUCCAAGUUGAUAAAGAUUUUUUAAAGGAUGCUGAUCUUCUUGUGCUACGCAUCUCUAAGUAUAAGGAGAGAAGGGCCAAAUCUUUUGCCAGAUUUGGUGGAUUUUAUUAAACAAAACCUUUUUUAUUUAUUUCUCUCUACCAGAUGAGAGCGAAUUCAAAGGUCUUGUGGGUUUAUUUGUUUCAAGCUUUUAGCUAUAGGGGGAUGUGAUGAAACAAA
Messenger RNA from Camelina sativa (false flax), 829 nucleotides. Its product is annotated as heat stress transcription factor A-4a-like. Gene Ontology annotation, cellular component: nucleus. The record is from RefSeq and is a predicted model, not a curated record. Gene Ontology annotation, biological process: regulation of transcription by RNA polymerase II; cellular response to heat. Gene Ontology annotation, molecular function: RNA polymerase II cis-regulatory region sequence-specific DNA binding; DNA-binding transcription factor activity. NCBI's taxonomy places the organism in Eukaryota, Viridiplantae, Streptophyta, Magnoliopsida, Brassicales, Brassicaceae.